AUGCCUGACCUUCGCACGCUUAAUAAGCAGGAGCACCAGCUGCGGAAAUCACUGGAAGGAAUUCAGCAGUUCGUCAGUGGUUUCCAAACGAAGCGAGAUGCGGGACAAGUGAGCGUUAGACUGGAAGCAUUGGACAAGCUGUUCAGUCAGUUUCUCGAGAUCCGAAUGCAAAUCGAGCUGCUUUUGGAGGAUGCGAUUGAGGACGGCGAUGGCGAUGAAGAAGCGCUCGUCGAGCAGAACGACAAGGUACGGCAGGACUUUGAAAACGUAUACUACGCGCUGAAGUCCGAACUGCAGGCCUUCCAGUCGAUUGGAUCCAGUACGUCGAAGAGUUCCACGCUUCAAGCCCCGGAUGCGCAAGUAGGAACCCAGUUUGCAAAAGUGAAGCUCCCCGAGAUUAAGCUGCCGUCGUUCUCUGGAAAGAUCCAAGAAUGGGUGCCGUACCGUGACAGCUUCCGGAGUCUUAUACACGAUAGUAACCUCCUCACGGAAGUGGACGAGUUCACCCAUUUGAGGUCUUCGUUGUCCGGUGAUGCGCUGCAGGAAAUAAACUGCAUUGAUUUGUCUGCAGCCAAUUACGCGGUAGCGUGGAAGGCGUUGGAGAGCCGAAGGGAAGGCUACGAGGAACUCAACCGAUUGAUCAGCGCUUUCGAGAAGAACCUGCAGAUGCUGGAGAAGAUCGGCGAAAAACCUUCGGAUUGGAGCACGAUUCUCGCCUAUAUGGUUUGCUCCCGAUUAGACAUGGCUACCCUGCGCCACUGGGAAACCCACCACAACAGCAAGGAAGUUGCACAGUAUCCCGCUGUGAUGGACUUUCUGAAGAGUCACUGCUCCGUUCUACAGUCGAUCGCUCCAUCAAGGUCUACGGUUCCCAUCCAGCAACGACAAUCUCGUCCAGCGGUGUGCAACACAUCUUUCAAGUCCACUCUGAAGUGUCACUUCUGCAGCGAGCCACGACACUCUGUAUUCCAGUGCGCAAGAUUCAUGCGGAUGAGCGUGCCGGAGAGGAUUGAAGCUGCAAACAGGAACAAGCUCUGCCGGAAUUGUUUGUAUCCUGGACAUUGGGCCAGAACCUGCGAGAAGGGAACGUGUCAUCAGUGCCAUCAGAAGCAUCACACACUGCUGCACUCUGACGCACCCAAAUCCUCCGUUCCACCCACGCAGUCAAGACCGUCGACAGUUAAUCCACAACCUAGACAGCCACAAUCCAAGCCGCCAACACCGAACCAACAGACACGGACUGCUAACACUGCAAACACACCAGACUCACACACUCAGCCAGCCACAGAACACGCCACUACAAGCCAAACACAUGUAGCUCUCCCAAUUACACCGACACAAACCAUCAUUCUCUCGACCGCACUAGUCAGCAUUCAAGACCGCUACGGCAACCCCAUGGUAGCACGAGCUCUGCUUGACUCGUGUUCACAGCAUUGUCUCAUGACAAGAGGUUUCGCUAGCAAGCUGAAGCUAGACAAAACGCCAGUCUACCUGUCGAUUCAAGGCAUUGGAUCGUCGCAAACAGUGUCGACAAAGCUGAUUACCGCUGUAGUAGGUCCAAGGUCACCGAACAUAUCGUCGUUCGUCGAAGAGAUGUCGUUUCACGUGUUGCCGAAGUUGACUGUUUCACUGCCGACAGCAAGCUUCUGCGUCGCAACGUGGAAUCUUCCAAAUCCCUCGCUGCUUGCGGAUCCCAAGUUCUUCGAGAUGGGACCGAUAGACAUCAUCAUCGGAGCAGAAUACUACAUGGAGCUGCUUAAAAACGAACGGCGGAGGGCAACCAAAGACGGCCCGACUCUACAAGACACCGUGUUCGGAUGGAUUGUUUCCGGUCCCGUUCCCGAGGGUCCGAAUACUGCAUCGAACUCCCUAACCCACGUUUGUUCGACGGCGGAGAUCCAGGAUCAACUUUCCCGGUUCUGGGAAGUAGAGACUUGCCAGUCAACCAGCACGCUGUCGGUCGAAGAAUCGGCCUGCGAGGAGUUUUUCGACAGGACGACGUUUCGGGACGAAGAAGGGAGGUACGUAGUCACACUGCCGAAGAAGGAGCGAGUGAUCCAGCAGCUAGGCGCCUCCAGAUCUACAGCAAUCAAGCGCUUUUUGGGAGUAGAACGGCGGCUCGCGAUGAAUCCAGAACUGAAGAAGCAGUACGCGGAGUUCAUGCGCGAAUAUCUGGACAUGAGCCACAUGUAG
Messenger RNA from Aedes albopictus (Asian tiger mosquito), 2193 nucleotides. RefSeq lists its product as uncharacterized. The coding region runs from base 1 to 2193 and encodes 730 amino acids. Gene Ontology annotation, molecular function: nucleic acid binding; zinc ion binding. Lineage: Eukaryota; Metazoa; Arthropoda; Insecta; Diptera; Culicidae. The transcript has 2 exons. The record is from RefSeq and is a predicted model, not a curated record.